AUGACUGCGACGGCCGGCUCUACUUUUGCUCACGACCCUUGCGCCAGCGACGCCUACGUCUCCGAUGCACCCCUAUACUCCUCGAACAGCCCCCAGAUGACAGCUCUCCGUCCAAACCUGCAGCCGUCGCCUUCUCCGCCACCCCCUGUACCGCUCCCCAGAGUCAGUCACAGUCCUCCUCCUAGUCCUGGCCGCAGGUCUUCUAACAGGAAGAAAAAGGUGUCACCAACCCAGGGAGAUGCCGUGCUGAUACAUUAUCUCGACGGAGGAAAACGGCCUGACAUUGCUUUCAAGGCUGGAGAGGAGCCGCUGGCGGGGUGGGUGGACGACGACGACGACUGCGAGGAAGAAGAAGGCGAAGAGGACGACGACAGCGCACUUAGCUCCAAGUCGGGGUAUGUAGGCAGCGACAAGAUGUCUCCCGACCCGCGGGUGAACCAUGCCGGCGCCGACCUCAAUUUCAUUGCCGCCGGGGCCGUCGCCGCGGCCAGGGCCGCCCUCGCCCUCCAACCACCGAACGCAGAAACAUCGCCGUCAGCGUCGGAAAAUGCGCGCGAUGUUGCGGCAGAACAGGAGGCGGGUUCAGAGGAUGGGGCGGGUCAUCCGCAACCGCGGGGGCAGCAACACGAACGCCAACAAGAAUCGCAGCCCCCUCCACCUCAACCGCCGCCGAAUAUACAGCAUACACAAUUACAACCUCUCCAACCUCGCGAACGAGACACGGCGCCGAAACCCGGGCUCGCCAUGCCUACCAUGCCUAUAACACCGUAUACGCCGCAUGGCCCGCCAGACUUCUACUCUCCGCGGUUACCGUCAGCUAGUGGGUUGCGGCAUCCCGAUAUCAUGUCUCCCGGCAUUCCAACUCCCAGUAGCCAUACAAACGGAGAGCUUCCUCCUAUUAUGGCCUCUCCCAAGUCCGAGGCCCAAGGGCCCUCACCUCUACCGCCCUCGCUACCCUCCAUAAGGGACCAGUUCAGGGAUCUCACAGAACAACAUUUUCCAGAGAAGGAUGCAAAUUGGCACCGUCCAUCGCUUCCUCACUCACCACCAGGAGCAGGGAUGCCACGGAUGUCAAUUAUCCCUGCAGGCUCACCACCAAUCUCGCCGAAUAAUUCUUAUGGCCACCCAUCUCCAGCUUAUUCCAUAUUCAGUCCGCACGGCUACUACACGAAUGGUUCCGGCCCCCCGCGACCUAGCCUUGACUAUAGUAGUGCUGCGAGCAGUCAUGCGGAAACACCAGGCACUGACCCCUUAUCAACACCUGCCACUUCGAUAACGGACCGCAUGAGCAUCGAUAACAUGACGAAUCCUCAACAAGGCACCUUCAUCUGCAAGUUCUCUGGGUGUAAUGCUGCGCCCUUCCAAACGCAGUAUCUUCUCAACUCUCACGCCAAUGUUCAUUCCUCAGCGCGGCCUCAUUACUGUCCUGUGAAGGGCUGCCCCCGCGCUGAAGGCGGCAAGGGUUUCAAGCGCAAGAACGAGAUGAUAAGGCACGGUCUUGUGCACGAGUCACCAGGCUACGUGUGUCCGUUCUGUCCGGAUCGUGAGCAUAAAUAUCCUAGGCCGGACAACUUGCAAAGACAUGUGAGGGUCCACCAUGUUGAUAAGGACAAAGAUGACCCUGCCCUCCGGGAUGUCCUCUCUCAGAGGCCCGAUGGGCCGAAUCGAGGGCGCAGGCGGCGAGGAGUACCUUGA
Messenger RNA from Neoarthrinium moseri, 1695 nucleotides. RefSeq lists its product as uncharacterized. Gene Ontology annotation, cellular component: nucleus. The record is from RefSeq and is a predicted model, not a curated record. Gene Ontology annotation, biological process: regulation of transcription by RNA polymerase II. Bases 1 to 1695 code for a protein of 564 amino acids. NCBI's taxonomy places the organism in Eukaryota, Fungi, Ascomycota, Sordariomycetes, Amphisphaeriales, Apiosporaceae. The transcript has a single exon.